Messenger RNA from Aspergillus ochraceoroseus IBT 24754, 1435 nucleotides. RefSeq lists its product as uncharacterized. NCBI's taxonomy places the organism in Eukaryota, Fungi, Ascomycota, Eurotiomycetes, Eurotiales, Aspergillaceae. The record is from RefSeq and is a predicted model, not a curated record. Bases 157 to 1317 code for a protein of 386 amino acids. The transcript is spliced from 4 exons.
UUUUUUUUUUUUUUUUCCCUCUCUUUCUGUCUCUCUUUCGCUUGUUCUCUUUCUCUCGUUCUUACACACACACACACACACACUCUCUCUCUCUCUCUCUCUCUCUCUCUCUUAUAGUCUUGUGCAUUGUGAGCUUAGUCUCCGGGCAGUGCAGGCAUGACACAGACCACCUCGCAUGCUGGCCCGGCUCUGGAGAAGGGGAUAUGGGCCGCUGUAGCGGUGGUCAUAGUGAUCGUCGCUCUCAGGGUUAUAGCUAAAAUCAAGAUCCAUCAAUUCCGUGUGGAUGAUGUUUUAAUGGUAGUCGCAUCUAUCCUGACCAUCGUCGCAAGCGUCUUCCUCACAAUCGCCGUCAACUAUGGCUUCGGCUCUGACCUCAUGACCCAGGCCUUUGACAACCAGAAGAUGGUCCUGAAAAGUAUCGCGAUCCAGGUACCACUGGUGACUAUCAGCACAACGCUCGCUCGCUGCUCUUUCAUCCUUUACCUGCUUGUGAUUCUGGGGUCGAACAAGAUCUAUCGGAUCAUACUGUGGGCGUUGAUGGGUCUCCAGUUUGCGGCCAAUAUAACGUCCGCCGUGCUUCCGUUGAGUAUUUGUCGGGAUGUUCGCAUUCUCUGGAAUCCUACUAUCAAGACCACAUGCGGUAAUAUUGAAGAUGUGGUAAAGUUUGCCUAUUUUACUGGUAGUCUCAACUGCGCCGUCGAUUUCUUCCUCGCAGUCUUCCCCACUCUAGUAGUCUGGAACCUCAACCUGCUCUUCCGUAUAAAAAUCAGUUUAAUCGUCCUUCUGAGUCUAGGCAUAGUCGCAAUGGUCGCCUCCAUCAUCAAAACCACCAAACUCAACGACAUCCCCAGCGUCACAAACCUGGGCUCCUCAACCGGCAUCGAACUCAUCCGAUGGGGCUACACCGAAAACGUAAUCAUCAUCAUCACCUCGUCCAUCCCCUGCAUCCGGCCCCUGGUGAUCUCGUCCGUGCGCAAGUUCUCCAGCGGCGGCAUCUCGCGCUCCUACGAACUCACGGGGCCCUUUGGCGGCUCGCGCACCCGCCGCACAGGCGGGGGUGGCCACGGACGCACCGACACGGCCCUCUCCACGAACGGAAAGGGAAGCAGGUUCGAUCGCUCCAUGAAUGCGGAAACGGGGAGCAUUGAGCGGAUCCUGGAUGACGGGGUUUACGGCCAUCGGGCUGGUGCUGCUGGUGGUGGUGGUGGUGGACAUGAGACAAGCAUUAGUUCGGCUAGGACGGGGUCGCCCGGUGGGGAGGAUGAGAGGGGGAUUACGAAGCAGGUUGAGAUUUCAGUCAUUUCGAAUGAGUUUUGAUGUUUAUGUAUGUUUUUUAUGUUUUCUUUUUGUGUAUAUAUAUAUAUAUAUGUGUGUGUGUGUGUGUGUGUGUGUGUAUGGGAGGGUUAGAUUAUUUAAUACCGAUAGAAACCCUGCG